CUCGGGCACCGUCAGAGACGGGCAGCGGGAGGAGGAUCCUUUCUCCUCGAGAUUAACCGAACAAACCCCGGAGACCGAUGGAAGGAACAACGGCAGCAGCCCCAGGAGAACACAGCUCAUUUAACGCGACUGGCGUGAAACAGGGAACGUAACCGCUGACUGUAAACCUCAACACGCACACGUUAACGUUAACGUUACUCUUUCUCCAUCUCCACCAUUUUGGUUGUCAGUGAUGGAGCACAUCCGGACGCCCAAGGUGGAAAAUGUGCGGCUCUUGGACCGGUCGUCGGGCCAGAGGAAGGCCAGCACCGGGACUCUGUACCUCUCUGCCACGCACACCAUCUUUGUAGAGAACAACCCUGAGACACGCAAGGAGACGUGGGUGUUGCACAGCAUGGUGAGCAGUGUGGAGAGGCCGCCCACCAUCCCCGCAGGAAGUCAGCUGAUCCUGCAUUGUAAAGACUUCCGCGUCUUCCAGAUCCUCAUUCCGCACGAGAGAGACUGUUUGGACAUCCACACCUCAUUGGUCAGGUUGUCUCGACCAGAGAAGUACAGUGAGCUGUACUGCCUGUCUUUUAAUCCUAAUGUCAACAAAGAGGAGAGAGAAGAGUCGUGGAACUUCCUGGACCUCAUGGCGGACUACAAGAGGAUGGGAGUUCCUAAUAACCUGUGGGUCGCUACGGCGGCCAACAGCGAAUACAGGGUGUGUGAUACGUACCCAUCAGAGCUGUUUAUUCCAAAGUCGGCCACACCCGCCGUCAUCGUGGGCAGCUCAAGGUUCAGGAGUAGAGGACGAUUUCCUGUUCUGUCCUACUUCCACCAGGACACACUGGCAGCGGUGUGUCGGUGUAGUCAGCCACUGUCAGGCUUCAGUGGACGCUGUCAGGAGGAUGAGAUGAUGCUGCUGGCUAUAAUGAAGUCCAACCCAGGUAGUGACUACAUCUAUGUGGUGGACACCCGGCCCAAGCUGAAUGCCAUGGCAAAUCGAGCAGCAGGUAAAGGCUAUGAGAAUGAGGACCACUACACCAACAUCAAGCUGCAGUUCAUUGGUGUCGAAAACAUUCACGUAAUGAGGAACAGCCAGCAGAAAAUCAUCGACGUUGGCGAGAUGAGAUCUCCGUCCAUGACUGACUUCCUGUGGGGUCUGGAGAACUCUGGCUGGCUCAAACACAUUAAAGCCAUACUGGAUGCCGGGGUCUUCAUAGCCAGGGCAGUUGCUGAUGAAGGUAUCAGUGUGUUAGUCCACUGUUCAGAUGGCUGGGACAGGACGGCCCAGGCCUGCUCUGUAGCCAGUAUACUGUUGGACCCAUUCUACAGAACCAUCAAAGGAUUCAUGGUUCUGAUAGAGAAAGACUGGGUUUCCUUUGGACACAAGUUCUCCCACAGGUAUGGCCACCUGGAUGGAGAUCCUAAAGAAGUGUCUCCUGUCAUUGAUCAGUUCCUGGAGUGUGUGUGGCAGCUGUCCGAGCAGCUCCCAUGUGCCUUUGAGUUCAAUGAACGCUUCCUCAUCACUAUUCACACGCACGUCUACUCCUGUCAGUAUGGCACCUUCCUGGGAAACUGCCAGAAGGAAAGCAGAGAUAUGAGGUUUCGUGAGCGGAGUCACUCGGUGUGGCCACAGCUGUGGAAGGACAGAGCCGAGUACACCAACCCUCUGUACAAGGCCGAUCUGAGCCAGAGUCAGGGGGUCCUGAGACCCAACACCACCCCCUACUGCUUCAAAAUGUGGAAGGGUCUCUAUAACCACAUGGAGAAACUAACGCCUCCUCGCCAGUCACCUGCCGACUUCCUGUGCGCCGUGAGGGAGGAGUCCCAGCAGCUGGAGAAGGAGCUCACCAAUCACCAGGAGAGGAUAGCAGCCCUGACAGGGAAACCAAUCACGUGGGAGAAGAUCGAAGUUCCGAGGAGGAGGAUGAUUAGCCACCUGCGGCAGAGACACUGCGGGCCGGACCCGCCCAGCACUUACACAAACCCAUUCGCCAGCCCUGCAUCGGUCAACGGUGAUGCACACUCCUCUGAACCAGUCAGUCAGAAGGCUCAGACCAAGGACGCCACUCUCACCCUGUCUCUAGGACUUUACUCUCAUCCCAAGAGUCACAACCCCGACGACUUCUCCACCUGCAGCGACCUAGAGUCGGGCGUGGCUGACCUCAGCAGCCGCUCAUCCAGCAGCGGAGAGAACGGCAAGGACCCCUACAUAGAUGAGGCUGCCUUUACUACUGCCUGACUGGAAAAAAGAAACCCUUGCUGAGGUGAAAGAGGAAAUUAUUGUUCUUAUAGUAGAUCUACAAAAAUAUUUAUUCAGACACCUGGAGGGGGAGGGGAGGCUGCUGGUUGGACGUUGUCUCUUGCUUUCUAGGAGAUAACUGCAGCUUGUCUCAUUCCUUUUUGGUCUAAAGGGAGAAACCUCACUGGCUGUUUACCAGUUCACCUUUUUGACAAAGGCACUGGAAGAAGCAAAAAGUAAUUUGACUUAUUAUUUUUUUGCAGAGGGCCAGAGAGGCAGUGUUUGUUUUUGUUUUUUAUACAUGGAUGCUGUUUUUAGGUGGGCUCAGUUACUGUCAUUUGUAUUUUGUUUAAGGAAUGCACUAUUACUACUGUGUGAUGGACAAAUGAUACAUGGAUCCAGCCUGAAAUAAUGCACGAUGCAGGCUCGAAGAGGGCAGUGAAAAUAUCUGAGGAAACACUUGCAUUUACAGAGAGUAGAUCAAACACACUCACUAAACUGCUUUCCAUAUUUAUCAUCAAACACUUCUUCUCUUCAAGCAAAGCUAAAAAUACAAAAUCAUGGAAGAUUUACCAACAUUAUUUAUUUACCUCCAGUCUUCCUUCAGUGUGAAUGCAUUAUGAUACUAGUAAUAAUUUAUUUUUCUCCCAAGGUAUUUCUUUGUAGGUCCAGCAGAUAUCAUACUAAAUCCACCUUUUCAUCUCUUCUCAACCUAAAUAUGUGUCCCCAGUGUGACUAAAGACCCCCAAACCUUUCUCUUUUUCUCCUGCUCAGUCUUUCAGUAAAUAUCAAUCCAAACACGCUGUUUAAAUUUGGCUCCCUUCAUAACAUCACAGAGGGAUCUGCAUAGCAUGGCACCUCCUCCAGCUCUCCAGUGGAGGUCGUUCAGUAUGUCACGCAGAAAGUGCUUUUACGGUUAUGAAGGAAAGGUAAAUGUUUUCUGGUUCUGCCUCAACUCAGUGAUUUAUGGAGUUUCCUGGUGGACAGUUAGCUUUACUUGUUGCUAACACUGCAGUAACCGCUAUCUACUGCUAACUGUAGCUGCCGUUAACAGCUGACUCUGUCCGCUCCCGGUAGUCUAAAGCUCCUUUACUAACGAAGCACCAAGCUUCCAGUCCUGACAGUCAGUAUAGGACGGCUAGCUGCAUGGCUAACUUAGCAAACUAGCUAGUUCCUGCACCCUCUGAAAGCUUCCGACAAGUUGGCCAAUCAGAAGAAAGUGGGCUUUUAGGGAGGCGGGCCAUUAAAGCAACAACAUUAAAGCAUGCAGAUAUUUUCUUGUAGAAACCCAAAAUAAAAACAUGAACCUGAAAAUGAGCAUAAUAUGGGACCAUUAACUUUAGACACACUGGAAGCAGCAGACAUGAUCUAAUUAAUUGAGUUGUGUUUGAGGGUUUUUAGAUGUGGACAGUCUUCAGCCUGAUCAAGCUGGAGAGUUGCUGCUAGGUAAAAUGUCAAAUCUUGUGUAAUUAUGUAGAAUAAACACUGGGAGGCCAAAGAGCGACCGCCAUCUGCUUCAUGUUUACAUGCGCAUGCCCAGUUCACCUGAACGGGUCCUAGCUGUGUGUUUUCAGUCGUGUUAAUGUAGAUGGAGAUCAACUCAAAAAACGCCGCGGAAACGCUGGUGUGGACGGAGAUCGUAUUUGUUUUAAUUCUCCAUUUGUAAACUAAAACGGAGUAGCGUGGAUGGGUCCAAAAUCUGCUCAGUCCCUCAUGACUUGAACUUAGAAGAAACCUUGUCUUCUGUUGUCAAGUUUUUAACUUCUCUAAAAUAUCAUAUCAUUCCAUAAAGCAAACAUUUGCCGCUAAGGGUCAGUAUUUAAGUUUUGAGAGUUCAAAUAAACUCAGUUCAGAUUAGAAACUGGAAGCAAAUACGUCACAGAUUUACAGUCUAAAUGGAGAUUUCUUAAAGCACUAUGAACUACUGGUCAUUACCAAGAAUGGGAAUCAGCAAGAACAAAAUGUGAACAGAAAUAUUAAUGUUGGAAUACAGUAUUUUCUUUUGUCCAUUUGUGUGCAAUAUAUUUUAAAGCCAUUUAUUUUAUGUUAUGUUUCAGUAUAACAUUCUACAAGGAUAAUAUUUUUCCUCAGACCAAUUGAGUCAUUCAGAUGAGAAAGUUUCAGAUGUCAUUAUAUAGACUUUGUUUAACUGACACUAAUGAAGCCAUUGUUGAUGAAUAGUCAGUGAACAAAGCUGAAUUUUGAUCUGCAGACUUCCUGCAUUAUAUAAACUAUGUUUUGAUGUGAA
Micropterus dolomieu (smallmouth bass) is the source of this 4475-nucleotide messenger RNA. RefSeq names its product myotubularin related protein 7b (gene mtmr7b). The coding region runs from base 233 to 2227 and encodes 664 amino acids. The transcript has 14 exons. Gene Ontology annotation, biological process: dephosphorylation. Gene Ontology annotation, molecular function: phosphatase activity. NCBI's taxonomy places the organism in Eukaryota, Metazoa, Chordata, Actinopteri, Centrarchiformes, Centrarchidae. The record is from RefSeq and is a predicted model, not a curated record.